GGCACAAAGUUCACACUGCACGCAAGUUCUAACACAUUUGAGAAGCGAUUAGUGAGUGCACACUGGACUGGUUUUAGUGGAAACAUGUUUGCAUCACCUGUGACUGCCAUCACCUUACUGUGUUUCUGUUUGCUUCAUCCUACUUUGGGGCAGGACUGUCCGAGCAGGCAAGAAAUUCAAGGGUCCUUGAAGCAGGUCCAGAAGCUUCUGUCAGCCCAUGAAGCCUCCUACAUGCAGAGUCUGCGCAACCUAAAGAAGAAAAUAAAUUUACUGCUGAGCAGUGCUGCAAGGCAGAACACAAAAGCCAUCAACAGUACCUGCCCCAAACUGGAGUCCCUCAUUAAUGGGAGGAAACUUGGCAAAUCGCACAGCAUUGGCCAUGAGAUUCACUUCCUGUGUGACCCUGGUUAUGAACUCGUGGGAUCAGAGAGCAGGGUUUGUCAGGAAAGCCUGACCUGGAGCAGCCAGCAACCAACCUGCCGAGACAUCAAUGAGUGUGCAUCCUCCCCUUGUCUGAAUGGUGGGACGUGUGUUAAUGAGGUGAACCAGUUUUCCUGUGUCUGUGCCAAAGGCUGGGCUGGAGUUACCUGUCAAAGCCCUGUGCCAACAUUCUUUGUCACCAUGACAAACACCUCUGCCGCCACCUCCCCAUCCACAGCUGCUGCUGCAUCCACUUUACCAGCUGCCAACACCGGGCCUCAUGUUCGCCCAUCACAGUGCACUAUAGUGCAGGGGACCACCCACUGCACCUGUGAGCCAGGAUACACCAUCUCUGGCAGAGACAGCUACACCUGCACUGAUAUUGAUGAAUGUGAGCUGUUUCAUAACGGACAGGCUGGGAGGUUGUGUUUACACGCUUGUGUUAACACCCCUGGAGGCUAUCGCUGUUCCUGUCCUGCGGGAUACAACGUGACCCGUGACGGACGCAGUUGCAAAGAUAUUGAUGAGUGUGCUACGAGGCAAAACAACUGCACGAAGGACCAGAUGUGCAUUAAUACAUAUGGUGGUUUCCAGUGUGUUCGUGUGGACUGCCCCAAAAUUCCUAAUGCUACAUAUGUCAAAACGUCACCUACGCGCUGUGAACGUAACCCCUGCCCUGUGGACAACAAGGUGUGCUCUCAGGCCCCAAAUUCCUUCUCCUACCAUUACUUGGCUGUUGUUUCCAACCUGUCAGCUCCCCGCGUCAUGUUCAGAGUGUCAGCACUGCGCCCGAUAGGUGACACCCUUCGUUUCUCCCUGCUAGGCGGAAGGCCAGUUCGCCGCCACUUCACAGUGCAGCGCUCAGACCGCCUCACGGGCGAGCUGAUGCUGGUGAGCCCUGUGCAGGGCCCUGCCACUCUGGAGGCAGAGGUGGAGAUGAGUGAGCUGGAGAGGCGAGUGCAGCUGGGGAAAUACAUCACCAAAGUCACUAUGUUUGUUUCCCAGUAUGAAUUCUAAGAAAAAUCUAUUUAUUGUGCAAAAAAAUAGAAAUGCAUGUAGAAAAUUGGUACAUGUAGCAAAGAGUAACAGCACUUGACUUGAGGAUACUUGCAAUAAGCUGGAAAGACUAAAGAAUGACAGCCCGUCCUGAAAUAAAGCAUUAUUUUUGUAAUAGUGCCUUAAAAUUUAUAUGCACGUAAUCAUUAUGCCUACGGAUGUUUUGGUUUAUAAUUAUGUUUUAUUGAUUCUAGUUUUGGUACUCUUUCUGUGAUAAAACUAUAAUACCUGUAUU
Messenger RNA from Maylandia zebra (zebra mbuna), 1711 nucleotides. Its product is annotated as fibulin-7. NCBI's taxonomy places the organism in Eukaryota, Metazoa, Chordata, Actinopteri, Cichliformes, Cichlidae. Gene Ontology annotation, molecular function: calcium ion binding. The record is from RefSeq and is a predicted model, not a curated record.